Nematolebias whitei (Rio pearlfish) is the source of this 786-nucleotide messenger RNA. It is a transcript of the gene pigf, whose product is annotated as phosphatidylinositol glycan anchor biosynthesis, class F. The record is from RefSeq and is a predicted model, not a curated record. Lineage: Eukaryota; Metazoa; Chordata; Actinopteri; Cyprinodontiformes; Rivulidae. Gene Ontology annotation, cellular component: endoplasmic reticulum membrane. The coding region runs from base 1 to 660 and encodes 219 amino acids. Gene Ontology annotation, biological process: GPI anchor biosynthetic process. The transcript is spliced from 5 exons.
AUGUGGGACCAUGAAAUCAGAGCCAUGGCGUCCACUCACGCCAUCAUCGCCGCCUCGGUGUUCAUGGCCACGGUCAUCCCCGCGGUGUUCGUCCCGGGCUUCACGGUGUUCGGAACCCACCUGCUGUGGAUCUACUCGGUGUCCGGGUCCGUGGCUGCGGUCAGUGUCGCCGUCUUCUGGCUGCUCGGCAUCUCACCGCCCACGAAGAAACACUCACUGGGAUACAAGCUGUCAAAGCUGUUUCGUUCGUGUCUGUACUUCUUCCUGUCAUGCCUCUUCUUCCACACGGUGGUUGUUCUCUAUGGAGCGCCGCUGAUAGAAUCUGCUUUGGAGACAUUUUCCCUGGCGGUUUUCUUAACUUCCCUCACCACUCUGAGGUGCCUCUGUGUUCUCGGUCCCAACGUUCAGGCCUGGAUACGAGUGUUCAGCCGACACGGAGCCAUGUCUGUGUGGGACACCUGCCUGCAGAUCACAGUGGCCUGCACCCUGAUAGGAGCCUGGGUGGGAGCAUUCCCGAUCCCUCUGGACUGGGACCGGCCGUGGCAGGUUUGGCCUGUUUCCUGCAGUCUGGGCGCUAUGAUUGGUUACCUGACCGGGCUUGUUGCUGCUCCCGUGUGGAUCCAUUAUCAUCGUAAACAGCUCACAUACAAGUGCAAGUGACAGACGAACGAGCGGCUGGCUGUCUGUGUUAGUCUGAAUGUGUUCUUUAGGUCCGUUUGGAUAUUUUGCCGAUUAUUUAUUGGGGAGCGGUCGUGCUAUUUGCAAUUUAUAAAAAGAUUUUUUAAC